CAGCGAGUGGAAAGCAUGAAGGGUAUGAGAUAAGGGGUGCUGGGUAUACUUUCUCAGGAGUAAGGGAAAGAGAAACCUUGAUGACUUUUAAUUCUGUGGCUGGGACAUCUGGAAGGCCGGACGCUGGGGUUCCACUGACAGCAGGACUGGGGAGGCAGUGGAGUCAGGGUUGGUUUGGACCCUUUAAAGUGGACCUACUUUUUAAUAUCCCUGGAGUUGUUGGGGGAGGCAGUGGGUGGUGGGGCUGAAGUUCUGCACCAGCCCCAGGAUAGGCACUCAUGUCUGGAGCACACAGGUGGCAUUUCCAGCUUCAGGCACCUGGGAGAACAGAGAGCAAGAAGGAACACAAGGUGUUUAAUGACAUGAGGUUUUCUGGAAAGAGACUCGAACUGCUGAGGGUUUGGAUUGAGACUGUUUUAAAAGUGCUUCUUUAACAAGCUCUCUUGAGUGCUCUCCCCACCAGGCACUGAGCGCCCCAAGGUGAGCAGACUGCCUGGGCUUCCGUGUCCAGAGCCAGAGCCACAGGCCCUGAAAUGCAGAUCCCAGGGCCCACCUGUGACCUUCUGAUACGGAGUGCUGGAGGCAUCUGCAUUUUCCAAGUUCCCUGGCCCUUUGAUACCUCUUUCCCGCCGCUCUGAAGCUAACUAGCUCCGUCCUCCUGCAUCCUGCUCUCCAGCUGCACCAGCUGCCCUAGCUCACGGGCCAGGAUGGGAUUCUGUCUGGCCCUACGUAUGGUGCUGCUGCUCCUGUCCGGGGUCCUGGCCCCUGCAGUACUCACAGCCGAGGGCCCGCAGGAGCCCGCGCCCACCCUGUGGAACGAGCCCGCCGAGCUGCCGUCGGGAGAAGACCCCGUGGAGAGCACCAGCCCCGCCCGGGAGCCCGAGGCCACCGGGCCCCCGGCCCCCACCGCCGCGCCGAGCCCCGAGGACAGCACGGCGCGGGAGCGUCUGGACCAGGGUGGCGGCUCGCUGGGGCCCGGCGCCAUCGCGGCCAUCGUCAUCGCCGCCCUGCUGGCCACCUGCGUGGUGCUGGCGCUCGUGGUCGUCGCGCUGAGAAAGUUUUCCGCCUCCUGAAGCGAAUAAAGGGGCCGCGCCCCCGCCGCGGCGCGACUCGGCUCUACCCUCGGUGGCGCCCCGGUGUCUCGAGUGUGUCCGCGCGUCCGCAUGGGGGCGAGCGGGGCUGGCGACGACUCGCACCACGUGCGCGCGGGGCCGCCAGCAGGAACCGCGAGUGCUCGCGUAGGGGUCCCCCGCCCCCCAGCACAGCCCCGGUCCCCACACCCCCUCCCCGUCCCAGCCCCUGUCCCGAGAAGUGCCCGGGGCCCGCCCCCUGCGCUCCCGCUCAGACUCGAGCGUGGCCGCGGGCGCAGGAGAGGGGCUGAGCCGUCGGGGCUCCCAGCCCAAGGCUGGAUUAUUUUGGGGCCCGAGCUGGCCAGCCGGGCCCCAUCUGCGGAGCUCCAGACCCGCCCCGCCAGCGUCCCCAGGACCCCCUCCGCCCCAGGGAGCCGCAGGAGCAACCCGGUUCCCAGACCGACCGCAGCCCCAGGCUGCCUCCCUCCUCCCAGCAGCUUGGCCCCGGACCUCAGUUCUUGGUCACGUCUUUUGUUUUCCCUGCUUCCUGGGAAACCUCGCUUUUAUCAUUUAGAAGGCGAUUUAAAAUAGAGGCUGAGCUGCUCGGAGCACAGCAGGGAAGAAGCCACAACUGCGUCCCUUUGGAGUGAAAUAGAAGACUGGAGGCCCGGAGGAGGGGCCGUCUGCGCACCCGGGAGGGUUUGAUAGCCAGGGCCCUGGGCGGCCUGUGCGUGGUGCCGGUGGUGGAAGGAAGCUGUUCGUCCUCUUCUUUCUCUGCUCUUUGUAGCAACUCUUUUGGCUUCACUGGCUUCCCUGAGCUCCAGACCACGCCUGCUCCAGCUAAGACCAGUGUCCUCCCCCUCCUGGAUACUCCAGAUGAGCACUCGCUCAAAACACAUGAAGGGUUAAAAGUUUCUGCUUCUAUUAUAAAGGACUGUUGUAAAACCGA
Molecule: messenger RNA, 2019 nt
Organism: Herpailurus yagouaroundi (jaguarundi)
Lineage: Eukaryota; Metazoa; Chordata; Mammalia; Carnivora; Felidae
Gene: SNORC
Product: secondary ossification center associated regulator of chondrocyte maturation
Exons: 4
Coding region: 708-1073 (121 amino acids)
Biological process (GO): cartilage development
Cellular component (GO): cell periphery
Source: RefSeq, a predicted model, not a curated record